Molecule: messenger RNA, 2586 nt
Organism: Chironomus riparius
Lineage: Eukaryota; Metazoa; Arthropoda; Insecta; Diptera; Chironomidae
Source: the annotation of a GenBank genome assembly
AUGACAAAAUUCCUUCACAUCCUCAUCAAAUUAGCAUCAAUAAUCCACUUAAUUCUUGAAAUUAAAUCACAAAUCGCACGAUGUGACUAUCUUUACCAAAACCAUUGGACAAUUGGCUAUAAAGCAACAAAUGCUUCAUACUAUAAAUGCGAUUUGGACACAAGACAAUCAAAUUAUUAUCAAAAUAUCAUCAGAAUCGAUGGACAGCAUAAAGCACGACAUAAAGACAACAAUGUAAAGUGGAUCAGCUUGUAUAAUGAGAUGAAAUUGAGAACAUUUUCAUCAAUUUUCUGUCAAAAGUUUCCAAAUCUUGAAGUUGUAAGGGCAAAUGAGGUUGAACUGGAAUCAAUUGAUGAAAAUUCUUUACUUUACUGCCCAAAUUUGGAUCAUCUGCUGCUUGAUAACAAUAAACUUCGUGCAGUUCCUGAAUAUUUGCUGAUUCGAAACUCAAAGUUGACUUUAUUAUGGCUGCAAAGUAAUCAAUUGACUUCAUUGCCACAAAAUUUAUUCGCGAAUCAAGGACGUCUUGAGGCACUGGACUUGAGCGAUAAUCAAAUUAAUUUCUUACCAAGCAACAUUUUCUAUCCACUUGUGAGGCUUUUAUCACUUCAAUUGUACAACAAUCAGCUGCAGUCAAUAGAUCCUCAAUGGUUUGUGAAUCUACAGAAUUUAAGGAGGUUGGGCUUGGAUGGCAAUCAAAUUUUGGAAAUUCCAUCGAAAUGCUUUGCAGCAUUAAAGAACUUAGAGCUGUUAUUUAUGUAUGAAAAUGGAAUUAAAGUUCUCAAAUCAGACAGCUUUGCUGGACUUCUGAAUUUACAAGUGCUAAACCUGCGCGGCAAUGACAUAUCCGAACUUCCAACUGGUGUCUUUGCUCCACUAAGGAAUUUAAAAGAGACAAGUUUGGAUAAUAAUAAAUUGACAAUAAUCCAUUCAGCAUCAUUUGGUGUUCACAGUCGUCUGGCAAAAGUUUAUCUUGGAAAUAACAGAAUUAAUGCAAUAGAUCCAAAAUUCAUCGACAAUACAGCAGUCAGUCUCAUUAAUAUGGAAAAUAAUAUUUGUAGUCAAUUGCAUUGCGAAACUAGAAAUGAAAUUCUUUCAUAUUUAAAGAGAUGCUUCAGCAACUAUCAAUUUGGAACUCAACCGCAGACCAACAAUCCAUCUCCAGUAAUAAUUCAAACAGCUAAUACAAAUCUUGCAUGUGGACGAACUAAAAAUGGACGUGGCAACAUCAUUGGAGGAGCUCGGAUCAAUAGUGGUGACAAUCCUUGAGUUAUCCUUGAAGACAUCAUGUUAAGAGGAAGAAUUAACACCAACAAAAACGUUAAGCAUGAAAAAGAAGUUCAAAGUUUGAUAGUUAUUCCACUGACUAGCAAUUUAUGUCCAGCAAAGAAUUGUAAACUAGAAAAUAAAGAGGAAAACGUUGAAAAUCAAUCUGAAGACUUUAGCAACGAUGAAGAUGUUGAUAACAACUUGGAUGAGGCACCUGAGCCAAUGUUACAGUCAGUGGUAGUUUCACACAAUCUCAAAUCUGCAUCAACAUCUCUGCUCAGCAAUCCAGAUGAUCCAAUUGAUCAAAAUAAGGAUGAAACUAUCAAAAAUGACAAGAAACUUACUCCAAAUUACAUCACAAACCACAAAACAAGGUCAGUUAAACAUGAAACUGAAGCAGAGUACACAAUAACGUUAAAGAAUAGGCCAGCUUCAUCUAAACACAAUGAUUUGAUCAUAAUCGGUGAUUCCUCAGAUGAAGUUGAGCUAGACAAUCAUGAGCUUAAGCCAAAAGCAGCUAAAUCAACAAUAAAACCUAAAAAUAACCUCAAAAUUACUUCAAAACAUCCAAAAGUCAACAAACCUCAAUCAACAUCCAAACCCAUUCGAUCAGCAAUGCGUAAACCAACAUGGCGAUUCAUGAAAUCAAGAAAAAAUCGAAGAAUUGAAUGUAAAAUCUGUCAAGCUAUGCUUACACCUAUGUCAAUGAAAGAGCAUGUUCGAGAUUAUCAUGCUGUUGGACGGAAGUUCAGCUGCAGCAAAUGUUUGAUGACAUUUAAAGCUAAAAAGGAUGUUAGAAGACACGAAAAGGUUCAUUUGAAGAAGUUUAAAUGCAAAAAAUGUCCAAAAAAGUUCCGACUACAAUACGACUUAAAUAAGCACAUUGAGCAGUUCCAUGACAAUCCAAGACGCUUCGAAUGCGAUUAUUGUGGAAUGAAAUUUUAUGAAAAAGUUGUCAUCAAGAGACACGUUUGGCUUCAUGCUGGGAUACCAAAGGUAAAGUACUUAAAAUGUCAAAAAUGUGACUUUGCAUCAGCUGAUAAGCAGCAAUUCACAAAACAUUUGACGUGUCAUCAACGAAUUGAUUCGUUUUGGAAAAGUGUGAAUAAUAAACUUGAAUGCAGGAUAUGCUCACAAGUUUUUGGCAAUUUUGUAUUCUUUUCGAGGCAUUAUAAAUGCAAGCAUCGAGUUUAUAGUUGUGAUUAUUGUGACAAAAAAUACAAAGCUGUAGCUUAUUUGAUAAAUCAUGUUAAAAAGUGUUGUAGGCUUGCUAAGGGAUUUGGAGGUUCUAAACAAAAAGGCUCUGCUAAUAAAUGA